Coregonus sp. 'balchen' is the source of this 5837-nucleotide messenger RNA. The record is from the annotation of a GenBank genome assembly. NCBI's taxonomy places the organism in Eukaryota, Metazoa, Chordata, Actinopteri, Salmoniformes, Salmonidae.
GCUCUUGUCUUGCGAAGGGCCGUCAAACCCGGAAGCGCGUGUGUUUAUUUGCGGGGAAACUUCAUUUAGGAACAUACUAAUCCUAACCAGUAUCUAGCUAUAAAGGUUCAGCUCGGGUUUCUAAAUUAGUAUGUGCGUCAGUAUAAACUUAAAAGGCUACAGUGUCGACAUUUCACUGUAAGGAGAAAUUUGCUUUGCUAGCUAGAAGUAAACAGUCACCUAACGUUAGCUAGCCAGCUACAGUAUGUCCAGCGAGGCAGUCCUCACUGUACGGUUGGUAAGGUCGUUUGAGCACCGAAACUUCAAGCCAGUUGUAUUUAGUUGCGUGAAUUUAGAUCAAACGGUCGAGGAAUUUAUCCAGUUUGUGAAAAAUGGUAAGUAGGAUUUUUUUUUUUGGUAACUAGCUAAACAUUAUGUAGGGUGUUCACCCAUAAAAUGAUUAAUUAAUUCAAGGUUUAUAUGUCCAUUCAAUAGAACAUUCAGUCAGAAAAACAAAAGGCCAAACCCCAUGUCUACCAUAUAUGGUUCAAAAGUUACCGACUAUUUACUCUGAGAAUUUAGCAUGUUUAGAGUGAAUGGAAUGUCAUUACAGGCAUGAUCAAAAAGUGGAAACUGUUCAAUAUAAUUCUGUGGCGCGGCAGAACGACGCUAAUUUAGACCGUCAACUGACAAGCUAACUAGUGGCUGAAAACAUGGGCUUUUUCAAUUAAAUCCGCUGAAUACAAUACUAAAUAGGGACAAAGUAUAUAUUCAUUUACUAAACUAACAGACUGAGUUUCAAUAUCCACCCUCUACGAAGACGAUCUGUUCCUGUUUUUGUGUAUUUCUUAACCUUUCCCUGUAAAACGCUAUAUAAACUGCCCCUCUCAACGUAGAUUGAUUGCGGUUAUAGGCAAUGAAAGCCAAGGAUCUGGAGGUGAAAAUGACUAAGGUAUCACGUUGAUUUUGAUUGGUCCAACCAGCGGAAACACCUCCAAAUGGUACCACCUCACAACACCAAAUAUGAGAGAUGCAUCCAAGAGCGGUGCUGUCUAAACUAGCAACGGUUACAGCAAAUUAACGUUCUUAUUUCAUCAACACUAUCAAGUAAAAGUAUAAUAUUGUAGAAAACAAUCUGUCAUUUAUAAUGACAUAGGGCAAAGAAAAUGACGUUUUUACCCUCAUUUCUUAACACCCUCUUGAAUUGCCCAGUUUUUCUCAAUAUUGUACAGCCGUGAGUGAACGCCCUACAUCAUGCCAUGAAAAAUAUUAUUCUACGACAUUCCAUCUUCCUUUGUGGUUCCAUACAUGUUGUGUUGUCCCUUCUAGAUGUUAGCACGAGGUCCGGUCUACCACCCCCCUUUAAGAAGUUUGGCUAUGGUAAGUUAUGGCUGCAUUUUAGUAGUGGCUUCUGCUGCCCACUUCCAAAUAGACACCAAUACGACUACGAUGGAGUUGAGUUGCGACUAGUGUCGGCAGACUGGAGCUCCGACGUCACAUACAAUUACGUUUGUAAUAAAAAACGACUGAUUUCAGCAUCAAAAGAAUAGCCCGCAAUUACAAAGAACAAUGUCAUCUGUAAUUGCUGGCUAUUCUUUGGGUGCUGAAAUCAGUAGUUUUAUGUGACGUCGGGGCUCCAGUCCAGUCGUGGAUUUGAGUUUAAUCGGCUACCCUAACCCCUACCAUUGGCAUUGCCCCUAGACCAGGGGUGUCAAACUCGAUCCAUGGAGGGUCUGGUGUCUACAGGUUUUUCCUUUCAAUUGAGCCAGAGAAGACCAGGUGUGGGGAGUUCCUUACUAAUCAGUGACCUUAAUUCAUCAAUCAAGGACAAGGGAGGAGUGAAAACCUGCAGACACUUGGCCAGCAGUGGAAUAAGUUUGACACCUGUGCCCGAGACAUUUGAUAUUAAUGGUAGGGUUUAGGAGUCAAUUAUGUUCUGAGAAUGAUGCCAGCAACACUUCAAUGUUAUCCUUCACUAAACAUUGUUGGACCCAUUGACAUGCAUUCUUGAUACAUGCAUUACAUUGAUUUGAUGUCUUAACUUCUACAUAAUGUAUCAUUUGAAGAUACAAUGAAGAUCAUCCACCAGGCACAUGGAGCAAAGGUAUCCUUCUUCUUGACACCUUACAUAUACACUCAGAUAGUUAUAUCAAUAAGCCUGUUAAAUCUCUCCCAUUGUUUGUUCUAAAUAAUUGUGUUUUAUAAAGCCAAUCAAAAUGAUAAAUGUCCUGUUUGCAGACAAAUGAGUUGGUGAUGAGUUUGGAGGACGAUGACAAGCUUAUUCUGCAAGAUGGACUAACCCUAAGAGCAGCAGGCAUUGGUAUAGUCAUCUUGUUUUUGCACACAUACUGUACACUGUUUCCCCUAGGAAGAGUUAGGGGGGGGUGGUGGCGGAUGGGGUCUUCCUGGGUCAUACAUCUAAAGAUCUACAUUAUUUAUAUAUAUACAUACAUACACACACACACACACAGUGCCUUCAGAAAAUAUUCACACCCCUUGACUUUUUCCAGAUUUUGUUGUUACAAAGUGGGAUUAAAAUUUAUUUAAUUUUCCUUUUUUGUCAACGAUCUACACAAAAUACUAUAAUGUCAAAGUGGAAGAAAAUAAUUGAACAUUUGUAAAGGAUUCAUGGAAAAAUAAAACCCUAAUAUAUAUAUAUAUAUAUAUAUAUAUAUCUCUUGAUUAGAUAAGUAUUCAAACCCCUGAGUCAAUACAUGUUAGAAUCACCUUUGGCAGCGAUUACAGCUGUGAGUCUAUCUGGUUAAGUCUCUAAGAGCUUUCCACACCUGGAUUGUGCAACAUUUGCCCAUUUUAUUAUUUUAUAAAUUCUUCAAGCUCUGUCAAAUUGGUUGUUGAUCAUCGCCAGACAAUGAUUUUCAGGUCUUGCCAUAGAUUUUCAUGCAGAUUUAAGUAAACUGUAACUCGCACUCAGGAACAUUCACUGUCUUCUUGGUAAGCAACUCCAGUGUAGAUUUGGCCUUGUGUUUUAGGUUAUUGUCCUGCUGAAAGGUGAAUUUGUCUCCCAGUGUCUGGUGGAAAGCAGACUGAACCAGAUUUUCCUCUAGGACUUUGCCUGUGCUUAGCUCCAUUGAAAUUUUUAUCCAGAAACUCCAGUCCUUAACGACAGCUGCAUGAUAAAGCCACCACUAUGCUUAAAAAUAUGAAAGGUGGUACUCAGUAAUGUGUUCUAUUGGAUUUGCCCCAAACAUAACACUUUGUAUUCAGGACAAAAAGUUAAUUGCUUUGACACAUUUUUUGCAGUAUUUCUUUAGUGCCUUGUUGCAAACAGGAUGCAUGUUUUGGAAUAUUUUUUUUAUUCUGAACAGGCUUACUUAUUUUCACUGUCAAUUAGGUUAGUAUACUGUAUUGUGAAUGAACUACAAUGUUGUUGAUCCAUCCUCAGUUUUCUCCUAUUACAGCCAUUAAACUCUGUAACUGUUUUAAAGUCACCAUUGCUCGACUGAGGGACCUUACAGAUAAUUGUAUGUGUGGGGUACAGAGAUGAGGUAGUCAUAUUUUAUUUUUUAAACAAUAUUAUUGCACACAGUGAGUCCAUACAACUAAUUAUGUAGCUUGUUAAGCACAUUUUUACUCCUGAACAUAUUUAGGCUUGCCAUAACAAAGGGGUUGAAUACUUAUUGAGUCAAGACAUUUCAGCUUUUCAUUUUUAAUUAAUUUGUAAAUAUUUCUAAAAACAUUAUUCCACUUUGACAUUAUGGUGUGUAGGCUAGUGACAAAAAAAAAUCUAAAUCCAUUUUAAAUUCAGGCUGGAACACAAUGUGGAAAAUGUCAAGGAGUGUGAAUACGUUCUCGAGGGCACUGUGUGUGUAUGUAUGUGUGGACACUCCUUCAAAUUAGUGGAUUUGGCAAAUGGAGCACACAGCCAUGCAAUCUUCAUAGAUAAACAUUGGCAGUAGAAUGGCCUUACUGAAGAGCUCAGUGACUUUCAACGUGGCGCUGUCAUAGGAUGCCAACUUUCCAACAAGUCAGUUUGUCAAAUUUCUGCCCAGCUGGAGCUCCCCCGGUCAACUGUAAAUGCUGUGAAGUGGAAAUGUCUAGAAGCAACAACUGCCAUUGGACUCUGGAGCAGUGGAAACGCGUUCUCUGGAGUGAUGAAUCACGCUUCACCAUCUGGCAGUCUGACGGACGAAUCUGGGUUUGGCGGAUGUCAGGAGAACGCUACCUGCCCUAAUGCAUAGUGCCAACUGUAAAGUUUGGUGGAGGAGGAAUAAUGGUCUGUGGCUGUUUUUCAUGGUUCGGGCUAGGCCCCUUAGUUCCAGUGAAGGGAAAUCGUAACGCUACAGCGUACAAUGACAUUCUAGACGAUUCUGUGCUUCCAACUUUGUGGCAACAGUUUGGGGAACGCCCUUUCCUGUUUCAGCAUGACAAUGCCCCGUGCACAAAGCGAGGUCCAUACAGAAAUGGUUUGUCGGUAUCGGUCUGGAAGAACUUGACUGGCCUGCACAGAGCCCUGACCUCAACCCCAUUUAAACACCUUUGGGAUGAAUUGGAACGCCGACUGCUAGCCAGGUCUAAUCGCCCGACCUCCAGUGGUGGACAAAGUACCCAAUUGUCAUACUUGAGUAAAAGUAUAGAUACCUUUUUUAAUAGAAAGUUAUUCAAGUAAACGUGAGUCACCCAUUACAAUACACUUGAGUAAAAGUCAAAGUAUUUGGUUCUAAAUAUACUUAAGUAUCAAAAGUAAAAGUAUAAAUAAUUUCAAAUUCCUUAUAUUAAGCAAACCAGACGGCACCAUUUUCUUGUUUUAAAAAUGUAUGGAUAACCAGGGGUACACUCCAACACUCUGACAUAAUUUACAAAUGAUGCAUUUGUGUUUAGUGAGUCUGCCAGAUCAGAGGCAGUAGGGAUGACCACGUGUUCUCUUGAUAAGUGUGUGAAUUUGACCAUUCUCCUGUCCUGCUAAGCACUCAACAUGUAACAAGUACUUUUGGGUUUCAAAGAAAACGUAUGGAGUAGAAAGUACAUUAUUUUCUUUUGGAAUGUAGUAAAGUAAAAGUUACCCCAAAAAAUGACUAAAGUAGUACUUUUAAAGUAUUUUUACUUAAGUACUUUCCACCACCCCCAACCUCACUAAUGCUCUUGUGGCUGAAUGGAAGCAAGUCCCCGCAGCAAUGUUGCAACAUCUAGUGGAAAGCCUUCCCAGAAGAGUGGAGGCUGUUAUAGCAGCAAAGGGGGGACCAACUCCAUAUUAAUGCCCGUGAUUUUGGAAUAUGUUUGACGAGCACAUGUCCACAUACUUUUGGUCGCGUGUGUUUUUAUUGUCACAGUGAAAUUUAGGGGAAACACUGGUACACUUGCUGACCAAAACAUCACAUAGCUUAUAAGACUAAAGUGUGUACUACAUUUUGAACUGUACAUUCAGUCAACAUCCUGGUAAUGAAAUAUUGUCAAAGUGAAGGGCCCUGUUUUAUUCCUGUUUUUUUGUUUCAGCAAAUGAAACAGAAUUGGCCUUCUUCAGGAAAGAGGAUUAUGAGCUCUUUAAAGCUAACCCCCAACCAGCCUGGUGGUAAGGGUGUUUACUGGCCUUCAUCCUCCACUUCACCACGGGAGAGGGGAUUCUGAUCUGACAUGGAGGAUACACAUGGAUGGAAGGUUAUGGGGGGUGAUCUGUGCCUUCAGAUGAAAGUGGGAGUGUUUUCAUUUAACAUGCCAUUCAUAUAAAAAUAAAAUGGUAUCUGCCUCGAUUUUAUACCUCCACUGAAAUGCACUUUUCCUUUAUCUGGUAGUGUUGAAUAUGAUUAUGCAUUGAUUUUCUUUGUACUUAUUUGUUUCCUGUAAGACCUAUGUUUUAUUAUUGUAAACAUGAUUCCAAAUUAAAUCACCAGUUUGAAAAAAUA